Lactuca saligna is the source of this 1512-nucleotide messenger RNA. Lineage: Eukaryota; Viridiplantae; Streptophyta; Magnoliopsida; Asterales; Asteraceae. The record is from the annotation of a GenBank genome assembly.
CAUUAAUUAAUUAUUAGAGUGGACGUGAUCCGGGCAGGAGUCGUCAAACAACAUUCGAUUCGACUGACUCUAACCUUAAUUAGACCUUGUACGUACGUAAUGGAGCUUUUGAAUGUUCACCACCCUCUUGUUUUUAUUUUUGGCCUUUUAGGUAACAUUAUUUCCACCGGGGUCUACUUUGCUCCGAUGCCAACAAUUAUUGAAAUAUGCAAGAGAAAAUCGACAAUGGGGUUCCAGUCACUGCCAUACGUUGUCUCCCUCUUUAGCGCAUUGCUAUGGUUGUACUACGCCUUCAUCAAAGGAGGCGGCACGUUCCUUCUAAUCUCCAUUAACACUCUCGGUACCUUUAUUGAAUCCGUUUACAUCAUCAUUUUCCUCGUAUAUGCUACACCAGACACCAAGAAGCAAACGUUUAAGGGUCUGGCUGCUACCAUGGUGUUAUGCCUUGUGAUUUCUUUGGUCACACUCUUGUCGUUCCAUGGAUCAACAAGGGUCCUAGUUGUUGGAUGGAUUUGUGUUGGGAUAUCCAUAUGUGUUUUUGCAGCACCUCUCACUAUCGUGUUUCAAGUUGUGAGAACAAAAAGUGUUGAAUUCAUGCCAUUGUCCCUAUCGUGUUUCCUGACACUAAGUGCGAUGAUGUGGUUCGCUUAUGGGGUGUCCCUCAAGGAUAUAUGCGUUACGGUGCCAAACAUAUUGGGAUUCCUAUUGGGAGUAGUUCAAAUGGGACUGUAUGCAUAUUACCGAAACGCAAGCAAGGAGACAAGCAUCGCACCGGAGAAGAAGCCCAAAGAACACAUCAUAAACAUAAACUUAUCCAUGUUAUCAAACUCAGAGGUGCAUCCAGUGGAUUCAGGGCGAAGUAGUGAAGCAGACGAAAAGGAUCAGAAAAAAAGACCCGAUGAUGAUCAGAAGGAAGAGGAAGCAUGUGGAAUUGAAGUGGUGAAGUUGGAUACGGGUGUAAUUGUGGUAUGUGCCAGCCUAAUUAAUUAAUUAACCAAUCCGAUUUAGAAUUAGUAGUUGUGGAUCGAGAUGUCCGGUUUGUUUAUUUAUUGUUGCUGAGACUAGUGGUGUCGUGUAGGGUAGGAUUGUUUUAAGUUUAGGUAUAUUUUGAUCAGACAACAACACACACUAUCUCUCUCUAUCUAUCUCUCUUUCUCUCUCCGUAACAGAAAUCCAUCCGAAAAAAGCUAAAACAAACUCCAUUUGCAUUUGCUUUUUCUGAUGCAAAUUCGACAUAUACCGAUACCUACAUAACAACACUGCAUGCCAAUUAUAGCAACUCUACUCCUUAGAUAUACACAUAUAAAAUAAGAUAUUUUCAAUUCAUUCAACACCAAAGUUCCAAACUUGCCAUCGAACGUAUUAUUUGUGUAUUUUACACCGAAUCAUCCAAAAAUAACAAAACUAUCCCUUACUUCAAUAUGUUUUGUGGGAGAGAGUGAGUGACAAGGAUGGCGACACAUGGGGCUAGGAGCUGGGGGCCGAAUGGGGAUGAUAUUGGCUAAGGGUAGG